Molecule: messenger RNA, 741 nt
Organism: Pichia membranifaciens NRRL Y-2026
Lineage: Eukaryota; Fungi; Ascomycota; Pichiomycetes; Pichiales; Pichiaceae
Exons: 2
Coding region: 1-741 (246 amino acids)
Biological process (GO): iron-sulfur cluster assembly
Cellular component (GO): mitochondrion
Molecular function (GO): iron-sulfur cluster binding; iron ion binding
Source: RefSeq, a predicted model, not a curated record
AUGUUUCGCAGAAGCUUGUUCAUCCAGACGCAGACGACUCCCAACGAGAACGCAUUGAAGUUCAUUCCCAGUGGAACUCGAAUUUUGCCAACGCAGCAGACGCCUACGGUGGAAGUGACCAGCAUAAAGGACGCCAUUCAUAAGUCCGAGCUAGCGCUCAAGCUUCUGUCCAUCAACGACAAAGCGAUCUCGUCGAUCUUGUUUGGCUAUGACUUUAUCACUAACAACGAGGUGAAGCCUCAGAAUUGGAACGUUCUCAAGCCGCAAAUUUUUGCCUUGCUCACUGAGCAUUUGACCAUGGGCAACACCGUGCUUUCAAAUGACUUCUACGACCGCCUCGUGGAGAAGUCCCAGUCGGGAUUCACCGGCUCGAAGGACGAGUUUGAUGAAGACCUUACCCCAGAAGAAGAAGUGGUGGCUUUGAUCCAAGAGCUGUUGACUACAAGAAUCCAACCUGCCAUCCAAGAAGAUGGUGGUGACAUUCAGUACAUCAGUUUUGACCACGACAAGGGUAUUGUUUAUCUAAGACUCAUUGGUGCCUGUAAGUCUUGCUCAAGUUCAGAAAUCACCCUCAAGUCGGGUAUCGAAGACAUGCUUAAAUACUACAUUGACGAAGUCAAGGCGGUAGAGCAGGUGCAGGACGAAACCUUCAAGAAAACGGAACAAAAAAUAAGUGACAAACAUGCAGAUACUCCAAAGUUUGAGAAACACACCGUCGAUGAUCUCCCUCCUGCAUUAUGA